Messenger RNA from Agelaius phoeniceus (red-winged blackbird), 2208 nucleotides. The record is from RefSeq and is a predicted model, not a curated record. NCBI's taxonomy places the organism in Eukaryota, Metazoa, Chordata, Aves, Passeriformes, Icteridae.
AUGUGUUCCCCAAAUCCAGCAAACUGGGUCACCUUUGAUGACGAGCCUCUCUUCCAGUCACCUCAGAAAUUGGUUGACAAUCAGAGUAGCUCCAGACCAAAUGGCCUUAAGCUCAACUUGUGCAGUGUUCAUGAGUCCUCAAGUAGGUCAUCCUCUACAGGCAGCACUCCGCUCUCAUCUCCUGUGGUUGAUUUCUACCUGAGUCCUGGACCCCCCAGCAACUCUCCACUUACUACACCUACCAGAGACUACCCAGGAAACCCCUGCUUUCCAAAGUCUGGGAUUCACAUGCUUUACCCCAUCCCUGAAUGGCCAUCAAAUGUUAACCCUUCUCCAUCCCCUGGGAUUUGCUCAUCCCUGGCCUCACAGAAACCGAGCAGCCUUCCUUUGAGCCCCUCACCUAAUGACCAUCCAGGUAAGACUUUGGUCUCCAAAUCAGCAGAUGAAGGAAGUCCUAACCCACCAGGAAGCUGCGAGGAGCUAGCUCCAGGACACUUCCCGUACUUCCACAGUGACUGUGCUUUUUCCAGCCCUUUUUGGAAGGAAGGGUGCUCCCUCAGCAUGUCUCCAGCUAAUGCCAGCAUGCACAGGAAGGACAAAGCGCUUGACAGGAGUGGGUGUCAUCCUAGAAACAAAGAAACAUGUCAUGAUCAGAAAAGCCUUAACCAGGGCUCCUUCAGUUACAUCUGUGAGAGGCUUGAACACUUACAAGCUGACAGCUGUGAGGCCGUGGAAAACCCACCCAUCUCCAGCACCCACGCAUGGCACAAGCUCUCCCCUGCCAUUCCACGCAGCCUUUUCAGGAGCCAGAAAUCAGAUGGGUGGCCAUUCAUGCUGAGGAUUCCUGAGAAGAAGAACAUGAUGUCAUCUCGGCAGUGGGGCCCCAUUUACCUGAGCGUCCUGGCUGGAGGGGUGUUGCAGAUGUAUUACGAAAAGGGCCUGGAGAAACCUUUCAAGGAAUUCCAGCUGCAGCCGCAGUGCAAGCUGUCCGAACCCAAACUGGAGAGCUACAAUGUCUCAGGGAAAAUCCACACUGUGAAGAUCGAGUGCGUGUCUUACACGGAGAAGAGGAGGUACCACCCCAAAGUAGAGGUGAUCCAUGAGCCAGAGGUGGAGCAGAUGUUGAAGCUGGGCACCACUGACUAUGAUGACUUCACCGAUUUCCUCGCGGCGGUCGAGGAGGAGCUCAUGAAGCUUCCUACUGUUUCCAGACAAAAGAGGAAUUAUGAAGAGCAAGAAAUGACUCUGGAAAUAGUGGAUAACUUUUGGGGGAAAGUCACUAAGGCAGAAGGAAAACUCGUAGAAAGUGCAGUCAUCACACACAUUUACUGCCUGUGUUUUGUGAACGGUGGUGCUGAGUGUUUCCUAACCCUGAACGACCUGGAGCUCCAGAAGAGGGACGAGCGUUACUUUGAGAAGGAGCAGGACAAGAAGUGGAUCGAGAUUCUCGACUGCCAUUUCCAUAACUGUGUCAAAGCACAGGAAUUUGAGCAGUCACGGAUUAUUAAGUUUACACCCCCGGACGCCUGCAGGCUGGAACUGAUGCGUUUCAGGACACGCUACGAUGGGCAAGACCUUCCCUUUUCUGUGAAGGCUGCAGUGGUGGUUCAGGGGGCAUACAUUGAACUUCAGGCUUUCAUAAACAUGGCCUCAACUGCUCACAUCCCCACACGUUUACCCUCUGUGAAAUACUGUGAAAAUGUUAUGAUACGCUUUCCUGUUCCCACACAGUGGAUCAAAGCACUUUGGACCAUGAACCUGCAAAGGCAGAAGUCCCUAAAAGCCAAAAUGAAUAGGAGAGCAUGCCUUGGGGCUUUGCACGAGGUUGAAUCUGACCCCGUUAUCCAAGUCUCGGUUGGAACAGCAAAAUACGAGAGUGCCUACAGGGCCGUGGUGUGGAAGAUUGACAGGCUUCCAGAUAAAAAUUCAAGUUUGGAUCAUCCACACAGCCUGUCUUACAAACUGGAACUGGGAUCAGACCAGGAGAUACCAUCUGACUGGUACCCAUUUGCUACUGUCCAGUUUGUUGUCCAUGACACCUGUGCCUCAGGAACAGAAGUCAAGUCCCUGGGCAUAGAGAGCGAUCUGCAGCCCCAGAAACACGUGGUUCAGAAAGCUUUUUACAGUUGCCAGGUUGAAAUUGAAAAGAAGUGGAUUAGGCUUGAUGGAGAAGACCCAGAUAAGGCUGGCAACUGCCUAAUGCAAUGA